AUGCAUCGCGCGUGCUUCGGCGCGCGGAGGCUGCUCUGCACCGCCGGGCGCGGCGCAGGGCCGCGCAGCCCCGGUGUAACGGGCAAGGCGCGCGUGGCCCCCGCGGCCUCGCCGCAGCUCCUCCGGCCCCCCGCCGCGCCGCCCGCCUGGCACGGGCGGCCGGGCGUCUCGAGAGGGGCGGCCGCGGCGGCGGCCGCCUCCGAGGCGCCGGCGGGCGCCUCGGCGCUGCCCCCGCUGCCCCCGCUGGUGGACCAGGUGCUGCGCGGCGUGGGCCAGGUGGUGUUCUGCAACAGCCCGCUGUCCGGCGGCCUGCUCACCGCGGGGCUCUUCUACGGCGGUGGCCCACAGCUCGCGGUCCUCGCGCUCGUCGGCUGCACCUCGGCCACGGCCACGGCGCGCCUCGCGGGGGCAGACCCCGAGGCCAUCAAGAACGGCCUGCUGGGGUACAACGGCGCCCUCGUGGGCUGCGCCUUUUCCGUCUUCCUCGGCGCGGCCGCGGAGCCGACGCUGGUCGCGACGGGCCUCGGCGGCGCAGCCUCCGCGCUGCUGGCCUCCCGGCUGGGGGCCCUGACGGCGCCGGUGCCGCAGUGGACGCUGGCGUUCAACGUCACGGCGCUCGCGCUGCUGCUGUUCGUGCGGCCGCUGGCCGACGCCGGCCCCGCGGAGGAGGGCGAGGCGGCGCCGGCCGUGGCGGCCGCCUCGUCGCUGGGCCCGGAGGAGUGGCUCACGUCCGCGCUCGUGGGCGUGUCGCAGAUAUUCGUCGUGGACAGCCCGGCCGCCGGCCUGCUCAUGCUCGCCGGCAUCGCCGCGUACAGCCCCGGCGCCGCGGCCGCGACUGCCCUGGGCUCCCUCCUGGGCAUCGCUUCUGCAGUGGCAUAUGGGGCCGACGCAGAGGAAGUGCGCCACGGGCUGUGGGGCUUCAACCCCGCGCUGACGGCGCUCGCCGUCUCCGUCUUCUUCGCGCCCGUGCCCUGGGCGCCAGCCCUCGCCCUGGCGUGCGGCGGAGCAUUGGCGACGGCGGGGGCGGCAGCGGUCCUCAAGGCGGCCCUCGCGGGGGCCCUCGGGGUGCCCGCGCUGACGCUGCCCUUCUGCGCCGUGGCCUCGGGCUGCUACCUGCUGGCCGGGCGCGCUCCCGGCCUCGCGCUCGCCGCGGCGGCGCAUUCGCCUGAGGCGAACCUCCGUGCGCUGCGCGCCGCUGCCCGCUGA
Molecule: messenger RNA, 1206 nt
Organism: Prorocentrum cordatum
Lineage: Eukaryota; Dinophyceae; Prorocentrales; Prorocentraceae
Source: the annotation of a GenBank genome assembly